GAAGUUAUUCAUUCAGCUUGGAAACUUGGGCGAACGACUUCUGCUACAGACAAGAAUCGACUAUUUUCAAUAAAAAAUGGGCGACUUUUUGAGACAGCUAGAAGAAGCUUCACAUAUCAUAUUGGCACCACCUCAUACUGUUAAUCAGGAACAGAGACAGGCUGCAGAGCAUACCAUUCUUGCUUUCAGAAGAGCAUCAAACCCACUCCAAGCAUGCCAAUUCAUUUUGGAACACAGCAGUGUUGACUACAUCUUGUUUCAGGCUGCAUCAACGGUCAAAGAAGCGGUCAUUAGAGACUGGGCAAUGCUUGACCACUCGCAGGUUUACAGUGUCCGCAGUUUUCUUCUGAAAUAUGUCACGCAUAAACCAGGCUUACCCAGCUAUGUGCGGGAGCAGAUUCUUCAAGCGGUAGCGGUAAUCUUCAAGCGAGGGACGGUGGAGAGCAAGGAGAAUGGUAGGGAAGGUCUAUUUGCCGAUAUCUCUCAGCUCAUCACAAGUGGUGAUCCACCUUUGCAAAUGAUAGCAUGUUCCAUGUUGACGGCUCUCCUCAAUGAGUACUCAGGAUCCACACGAACCAGUGAUAUCGGUCUUAGCUGGGAGUUCCACAUACAAUGCAAACAUAUAUUUGAGAUUCACGACCUGAAGAAGGUGUUCAUGUAUGCUGUCCAAAUCCUUCAUCAACUGAUGUCAACAGAAGGUCCUCUGAGUGGUGACACAGCCAAGGUCUUCAGUAAAUUCUUGAGUAUAUGUGAACAGGUCCUGAGCUGGGAGUUUGCUCUCGUUAGACCGGCGAGACGGCGUGUAGGGUCAUUCCAGCCUGUGGACACACCCCCUCUGAGACCUGAUGGUAAAUGGAGAGACCCUCUUCUAGACCACGGACUGCUAGAACUAUUUUUCAAGAUUCAUGCAAGGACACGGCUAAACCCUGAUUCUUGUCACAUCGCCAUGCAGUGCCUGUCCCAGCUAGCUACCCUUGACGGACCAGUCUUUGCUGACCGCAAGGCCAAGAGUGACUACCUGGCUCAUUUUAUACGGUGCCUUCUCCAGGCACUCAAUGGCUCUGAGGUGCAGGACCAUGAAGCCUUGGGAUUUGCUAACAUCAUCAAUCAUCUCAUUACCAAGUUUCCUAUAGAGCUCAUUGCUGGUCAAUCUGCUGGUCUUCUAAACUCCUUUGUGGAUUCUUUAUCAAGCUUCACCUGUCUUUGUGGCCGGCAAGCUGCACUGGAAGAAGCGGUUUUGGCAUCAGUACUUAACGUUUACCGUUCCAAACAACAGGCAGUAAACGGGUGAGGGGAAUCCCCGGAUCUCCAAAGUUUGGUGCUGCAACAAAAGCUCAUCGCUACAUGUAGGUCACCGAAUGCUUAACGAUGGCUUACCCCUGUGCGCAACCGAAGUGUGUGCUGAGUCUACGAGCGUGCAUAAAUGAAAUAUCAAAAGUGGCGAGCAUGCAUAUAACUUUGCAAAGAUGAAUGCAUAAUGUAAGCGUUCUAUAGGGUCAGGACUAAAACCCGGGUCUCGCCGGAAGCCCCAUGUACCAGGGUAGAAAAAUCAAUACCCAAUACCUGAAAAUUGCUUACCAGUACAUGUAGACUCUAGAUAUUUGAUUACUAUUGUUUAGUGUAAGACAUGAUUGUAACUCGUGACAAAAGUCUCAUUUUGACUCUCACCAAUUACCCUCGAGGCCUCGAAAUAUCCAUAAAUCUACAAGUUUCUCAAGUGAUGAUGUGACUGAGAUCGUUCAAUCACUGACAAUGUCCUGAGCUGGUGAUAUGUGAUAACAGAAAAACCUAGGUGAAGGAUCGCGAUUACCUCCCGAAGGCUCUGCAGGCAUUACCGUUUACCGUACCAAUGUGCCAAAGCCUUUGAGCGGUAGUGUACAUGCAUAUUACAUGUCAUAACUAGUCUUUCUUGUUAAAGCUACCAAUGAUGAACUGUUACAUCCACCUUCUGUUUAUAAAUAUCCUUCAUACUGGAAAUUAAGUUGCAUGCAAAAUACCUGUUGCUUUGUCUGACAAUCCUCAUGCAAGCUUAUUACUUUCUAAGAUAACCUUUGCUUGAAUGCAUGAAAUUCGAUUAUGUUUUGAACUGAGUAAUUUUUUAUGUGUUUUUAUUUUUUGUUUUGUACAUUUGUUUGUUUAAUUUUUUGUCCGUUCUUCCUUAAUUGGUUGUGAUUUGGUAGAUUUGUGUAAGUUCUUGAUUUUGUUCAUGUCAAAAUUGCCAUAUUGUCAUAAACCACUGCUUAUUUCUGUUUGGAAACAUUGAAGUUGAUUGUUCAUAGCCUCAGAAA
This is a messenger RNA of Lytechinus pictus (painted urchin), 2288 nucleotides long. RefSeq names its product exportin-4-like. The coding region runs from base 77 to 1291 and encodes 404 amino acids. Gene Ontology annotation, biological process: protein export from nucleus. Gene Ontology annotation, molecular function: nuclear export signal receptor activity. The record is from RefSeq and is a predicted model, not a curated record. Gene Ontology annotation, cellular component: nuclear pore; cytoplasm. NCBI's taxonomy places the organism in Eukaryota, Metazoa, Echinodermata, Echinoidea, Temnopleuroida, Toxopneustidae. The transcript is spliced from 10 exons.